AUGGCCAUCCUCUCUUCCGGACUGUUCCAAGCAACAGCUGCGGCGCUGCUGCUGGCGCUAGGAGUCUACAAGUUCAUCAUAUACCCGGCCUUCCUUUCACCUCUGGCCAAGAUCCCAAAUGCACACUUUACCUCCCCGCUCUCCCCCCUAUGGAUCCUGUGGCGGAGAUUUCGAAUGGCCGGCAACAGGACGAUCCAUGCCGCUCAUAUGAAGCAUGGACCCAUUGUCCGCCUGGGGCCGUCAGAAGUAUCCAUAAACUGCUAUGAAGGUGGACUUCGAACGGUGUACACGGGUGGAUAUGAGAAGCAUGAAUGGUAUCCGCGGCUCUUUGGAUCUUUCGGAACUAUUAGUAUGUUUUCGAUGGUCGGGAGCAAGGAGCACUCGGUCAGAAAGCGGAUGCUUGCAAAUAUAUACUCCAAGUCCUACCUGCAGGCAUCGCCCCAGCUCAAGGCAGUCACCGAAGCUAUCCUCUUCGAUCGACUAUUCCCAGUCCUCGAGGAAUAUGCCAACUCAGAGUCCUCUGUUGAGGUCCACGAACUGAACAAUGCCAUAGCUUUGGACUUCAUUACUGCAUAUAUCUUUGGCUUGCCGGCUGCGUCGAAUUUUAUACAAAACCCAUCACUAAGGAAGGAAUGGUUCUCUAUAUAUCACAGUCGCAAAGAGUUUGAAUUUUACAUCCAAGAAACCCCGGAGCUACUUUCCUGGUCUCAUAAGCUGGGAUUUCCCCUGAUCCCUAAAUGGUGUGAUGACGCAAAUGCAUUCAUGGAAAAAUGGGGGCUAGAUACUUGCGACAAGGCAGAAGAAAACAUCUCUUCGUCAGAUCCCAUUGCCGAACCAGUUGUAUAUAGACAGCUGAAACAAGCGCUUCAAAGACACUUUGCUGCCAAUCUUGACCCUCGACUCGAGGCUAAGGAUGUCGCUCAGAAGAUACGGCUUGAAGUUGCCUGUGAGACAUUCGACCAUCUAACCGCAGGACACGAAACUAGUGCUAUAACCCUUACAUAUCUGUUCUGGGAGCUUUCGAAAAACCCGGAUAUCCAGGAGAAGCUAAGAAGGGAGCUGAAAACCCUCGAUCCCAACGUUAUUCCUUUGAGUCACAGUGGUAGCUCAAAACUGUCCUCUCACAAGUCAAUUGAUGCUCUGCCCCUUCUGGACGCAAUCGUCAUGGAGACUUUGCGACUCCAUCCACCCAUCCCAGGAAUUCAGCCCCGAUUGACUCCUGCAGACGCUUCUUUGGCUGGAUACCAUAAUUUACCGCCGAACACGCGAGUUAAUGCUCAGGCAUACUCUCUUCACAAAAACGAAGACGUCUUUCCAAAUGCCGAUAGCUGGCUGCCAGAUAGGUGGCUUGCCCCUGCUGGCUCUCCACAACUAGAUGAAAUGAAACGUUGGUUCUGGGCCUUCGGUAGCGGAGGCCGGAUGUGUAUUGGAAGCCAUUUUGCCUUACAAGGUAUAGUUAUCCUGCAUUUCAUCACCAUGAGCGAUGAGGCUUUGCUAACCUGA
Molecule: messenger RNA, 1503 nt
Organism: Trichophyton benhamiae CBS 112371
Lineage: Eukaryota; Fungi; Ascomycota; Eurotiomycetes; Onygenales; Arthrodermataceae
Exons: 2
Coding region: 1-1503 (500 amino acids)
Molecular function (GO): monooxygenase activity; heme binding; iron ion binding
Source: RefSeq, a predicted model, not a curated record